AUGUCCAACGUCCGCAGCGCAACCAGCAAUCUCAAGCUCUCAUAUACCAAUUACCACGUCGCGGGCGCAAAUGCAGGGGAAAUCAUGCAAAACAAGAGACCCGAAAAGGCGAUCAGCCGUCGGCGUGGCAUGAAGAAUGCUGGCUACCUGGCCACGACGCCACCCCAUCGACAGCUGAGCCAAGAACGUGUGAACAAGUGUUCGAUAAAUGGCUCACCCCCGGCGCAAAAAUGUGAAUGUGAUGAGAAAUUGAACCGGCGGAUGUCGGCCUGUGGUUCUCAUGGCAAUGAUGCCGUCGUCUUGGAUAUGUUUUAG
Molecule: messenger RNA, 315 nt
Organism: Trichoderma virens Gv29-8
Lineage: Eukaryota; Fungi; Ascomycota; Sordariomycetes; Hypocreales; Hypocreaceae
Exons: 4
Coding region: 1-315 (104 amino acids)
Source: RefSeq, a predicted model, not a curated record